AUGAGGAUCCAAACUAACCACCAAGAGAAGUCACAAACCUCCCAAGAUUCGAAUUACAUGCACUCUAUGAGCGCGGCGAGGCGGGCGGGCACCAGCUGCGCCAACUGCAAGACCGCGACCACCACGCUAUGGCGGAGGAACCAGGCCGGGGAGCCAGUCUGCAACGCGUGCGGCCUCUACUACAAGCUGCACAACGUGAACCGGCCGCUGACGAUGAAGAAGGAGGGCAUUCAGACGAGGAACAGGAAGCUGUCGUCGAAGAGCAAGAAGAAGAAGGCCGGCGGCUGCCUGGGCCUCGGCGGCGUCAUGGGCGAUAUGAUCAAGGCCAGUGGUCACCUCGAUCUCGACAACAAGCCCUUCCAUUCCGGGUUCGGCUCGCCCAUGAGCACGUCGCAGCAUCACCACACGAUGCACCCAGCGAUGCAGCACUAUAUGUAUCACACGGGUGUAGGUGUGGCUGGUGGCCUGCACCAGGGGUUCGCGCCGCCAGCGCCACCACCGAUCCACCCUCACUCGCACUCGCACUCCCAUUCUCACCACAUGACGAGUCUCCAGGGUCUCCAGUUGGCCGCCACGACGAACGCGAUGACCGGUUGGCGAUCGGAGUACACAUGAAUCGCGAGUGAUCAGCAGCUCAGGACGCAGCCCACCACUCUCGUUCUAACGUAAUCGCGAGCUCGAGCUCUCCUCUCUUUCUCUCUCCGCGAACCACACCGAGAGACGUUCGAGAGGAACAUACAGACGGGAAAAAAUUUUUGCGGACAGGAAAAGAGAUCGAAUCGCGAACGAUUUAUACACAUAAAUAUCCCCCCCUUCUUCCCCUCUCUCUAUCUUCACUUUCUCUCUCUCUC
Molecule: messenger RNA, 851 nt
Organism: Eufriesea mexicana
Lineage: Eukaryota; Metazoa; Arthropoda; Insecta; Hymenoptera; Apidae
Product: GATA-binding factor C
Exons: 5
Coding region: 1-615 (204 amino acids)
Biological process (GO): positive regulation of transcription by RNA polymerase II; negative regulation of transcription by RNA polymerase II; cell fate commitment
Cellular component (GO): nucleus
Molecular function (GO): zinc ion binding; DNA-binding transcription factor activity, RNA polymerase II-specific; RNA polymerase II cis-regulatory region sequence-specific DNA binding
Source: RefSeq, a predicted model, not a curated record